Messenger RNA from Nannospalax galili (Upper Galilee mountains blind mole rat), 4432 nucleotides. RefSeq names its product centrosomal protein 120 (gene Cep120). The transcript has 21 exons. Lineage: Eukaryota; Metazoa; Chordata; Mammalia; Rodentia; Spalacidae. Gene Ontology annotation, cellular component: centrosome; centriole. The coding region runs from base 289 to 3252 and encodes 987 amino acids. Gene Ontology annotation, biological process: interkinetic nuclear migration; centrosome cycle; positive regulation of centriole elongation. The record is from RefSeq and is a predicted model, not a curated record.
UCUAUCGCCCUUUGUCCUCCAGCCUCCUCCGGGCCCUGGGCCUGCGGGCCUGGUUGCUAGGCGGAAGCGCGGCGCGGAGGCGUCCGCGACUGCAGCCGGGGCGUUUGAAAAAGCGGCUUAGCAGGCGGCAAAAGGUCCCGGGGCGGCGGGUUGCGGGGCGGCGUGUGUCGCGAGUCCCGGCCGCAUUAGGGCCUGGGGAGCGGGCCCGGCGGUGGGGACGCUCCGGGGCCUGCGGGUCGGGACUGCACCUCACCGGGGCUUUCUCCCCGCAGACCUCCCGCCGCCACCAUGGUCUCCAAGUCCGACCAGCUACUCAUCGUCGUCUCCAUCCUGGAAGGUCGCCAUUUCCCCAAACGUCCAAAGCAUAUGCUUAUAGUAGAAGCAAAGUUUGAUGGAGAACAGCUGGCUACUGAUCCCGUCGACCAUACUGACCAGCCAGAAUUUGCUACUGAGUUAGCCUGGGAAAUUGAAAGGAAAGUACUUCAUCAACACAGGUUACAGCGUACUCCUAUCAAACUCCAGUGCUUUGCGGUGGAUCCUCAGUCUUCAGCCAAGGAAACUAUAGGUUACAUUGUUCUGGACUUAAGAACUGCUCAAGAAACAAAGCAGGCCCCCAAGUGGUACCAGUUGCUGAGUAACAAAUACACCAAGUUCAAGUCUGAGAUCCAGAUAAGUAUCACUUUGGAAACAGAUACGAAGGCACAGGUGGAUAGUUUUAAAGCAAAAGGAGCCCCGCCUCGAGAUGGGAAAGUCCCUGCUGGCUUAUCUGGAGUUGACCCAAAGGACAUUGUUGCAGUACUGAAUGAGGAGGGAGGCUACCAUCAGAUCGGACCAGCAGAGUAUUGUACUGACUCUUUCAUUUUGUCAGUGACCAUAGCAUUUGCUACCCAGUUGGAACAGUUAAUUCCAUGUACCAUGAAGCUUCCAGAAAGACAGCCCGAGUUUUUCUUUUACUAUUCUUUACUGGGAAAUGAUGUUACAAAUGAGCCUUUCAAUGAUUUGAUCAACCCAAACUUUGAGCCAGAGAGAGCAUCUGUUCGCAUACGCAGCAGUGUAGAAAUUCUUCGUGUUUACCUGGCUCUUCAUUCCAAACUACAGAUUCAUCUGUGCUGUGGAGAUCAAUCCCUUGGAAGUACAGAAGUACCUUUAAAUGGAUUACUGAAGAAGGGCAGUAUGGAAAUUAACAUGCACCCAGUCACAGUUGAGGGUGCUUUUACCCUUGACCCGCCAAACAGAGCCAAACAGAAGCUCGCACCUGUUCCUCUGGAGUUGGCCCCAACUGUGGGAGUAUCUGUGGCUCUACAGAGAGAAGGCAUCGAUUCCCAGUCUUUAAUUGAAUUAAAAACCCAUAAUGGACAUGAGCCAGAACAUUCAAAGAAGAGAGUUUUAACCCCCGUAAAGGAGAAGGCACUCAAUGGGCCCAAAUCACCAAGCGUGUCCCCUGUCCCAGCUCACAACCAGACACCUCCAACCAGAGACGAAGCAACAGAAAGUGAAGCAGAAAGCCUGCAGUAUGAUAAGGAUCUCAAACAAAGCCUGAAGGGCGUCACGUCUUCAGUACCUACUUCACUGGCCCAGCCUGUGGCUCCCUCCAGUGCUUCGGAAGCCACCUCGGCACAGAAGAUUGCUGUUCCAGCCACAGCACAUCACUUUUGCUUUUCAAUAGACUUAAGGAGUAUCCAUGGCUUGGAAGUUAGUUUUCCAGUCAAUUGCAUAUUGAGGUACUCAUAUCCAUUCUUUGGAAGUGCAGCUCCCAUUAUGACUAACCCUCCUGUAGAACUUCGGAGAAACAUGGAAGUUUUUCUUCCGCAGUCUUAUUGUGCAUUUGAUUUUGCAACUAUGCCUCACCAACUGCAAGACACCUUCUUACGGAUUCCAUUGCUGGUUGAAUUAUGGCACAAGGAUAAAAUGAGUAAAGACUUACUCCUGGGAAUUGCAAGAAUCCAGCUUUCUAACAUCUUGUCUUCAGAAAAAACUCGGUUUUUAGGGUCUAAUGGUGAACACUGCUGGCGUCAGACUUACAGUGAAAGUGUGCCUGUUAUCGCAGUGCAAGGGUCAAAUAACAGGAUAGUUGAUCUUUCUUACACAGUGACUCUAGAGGACUACGGACUAGUGAAAAUGCGUGAGAUUUUUGUCUCAGAGUCAUCUCAGGGUUUGUCUGCUGUACAGCAAAAGCCGCCUUCUCUUCCUCCAGCACCUUGUCCUUCCGAGACCCAGCCAGAGCCUCGUGAAACCUUGGAGUACAAAGCAGCACUUGAGCUAGAAAUGUGGAAAGAGAUGCAAGAAGACAUAUUUGAAAAUCAGCUCAAGCAGAAAGAAUUGGCUCAUAUGCAAGCUCUGGCGGAGGAAUGGAAAACAAGGGACCGAGAACGGGAGUCACUAGUAAAGAAAAAGGUGGCUGAAUAUAGUAUUCUAGAAGGAAAACUUCAAAAAGCCCUUACUGAGCUGGAGAAUCGAGAGAAGCAGCUUGCCAGCGCAGAAUCUGAGCUUCAAAGAGAGAAAAAGGAACUACAGUUGGAACGUGAAAGGAACCUGCAAGAACUUCAGGAUUCUAUCCGGAGGGCCAAAGAAGACUGUGUUCACCAGGUAGAGCUGGAAAGGCUGAAGAUGAAGCAGCUGGAAGAGGACAAGCACCGGCUUCAGCAGCAGCUUAAAGAUGCUGAAAAUAAGUAUAAGAUUUUGGAAAAAGAGUUUCAGCAGUUCAAGGAUCAACAAAGCAACAAACCAGAAAUACGUCUACAGUCUGAAAUAAAUCUUCUCACCUUGGAAAAGGUUGAACUUGAAAGAAAGUUGGAAUCUGCAACUAAGUCUAAACUACAUUACAAGCAGCAGUGGGGACGAGCUUUGAAAGAACUUGCCCGACUUAAGCAGAAGGAACAAGAGAGUCAAAUGGCUCGCCUUAAAAAGCAGCAGGAGGAAUUGGAACAGAUGAGACUGCGCUUCCUAGCUGCUGAGGAAAAAGAUAUGGUAAAAACUGAGCAGCAAGAAUUGUUGGACAUAAGAAAUGAAUUGAACAGAUUAAGGCAACAAGAACAAAAACAGCCCCAGGAUUCCAGAGACUCUGUGAGUGGAAAGCUGUGCGGCCCACAUAGCUCUACAAGGGAAGAAGGCUUGGAUGAUUGCUUGACUCGCCUACUAGAAGAAAGGGAUACUUUGAUGAGAACGGGAGGAAUGGCUGCAGUAAUUGUCAGUGACAUAAUGAGCCAAAAGAGUAUGUUGCACUUUAUGAUGCUGUGUUCCUGUUCCCUUUGAUUGUAGAUUCCUUAAAGUUGGAGCAAUUACGAAUGUAGACAUUUUUUAAAUCAUUUUAUAUGACCAGUCUUUUCCCCUUAACUUGUGAUAUUUUCAGAUGACAAAUUUGAAAAUAAAGCUGUCUCAGUGCAGAGAAAGCUAUGUGACGUAUUGGGUGACAAGUUAGUCAUUUGUUUAAAUACAGUUCACACAAAUUAAAUGUAAGAAUGAAUGAAUUACAAAUUUUCGUUGUCCUCAGCUUCUAAGAGCAUGAAGUGAUAGCUUGAUUCGGUCUUCUAGGACGGUCUCCUCAAGAUUGCAUGGUUUUCUUCUGUUAAAGAGAAAUUUCCAUUAUUUCUUAGUGAUGGAAAUACUAAGCUAUUACAGCCCCAGAAAUGGAAUGUGGAAAGAGACAUCUAAAGGCUUUCGCUACAAAAGCAAAGCUGAACUGGUUUCUACUCCCUCCACAUGCAGUCAGUCUUUUUCAAAAGAACUUGAGAUUAGGUCAUGGGGUUUAUGCAGGGCCAUAUCUGUAUAAACUUCAAAAGUUCCUUCAUACCGUAUUCUUCAGAACCAACUUGAGUCUCAUAGUCCCACUGCCCCUACAUGGCACUGAAAAGGUUUAUUAGCAAAUUUACAGAUUAGGUUGAGUCCUAAAAUACAUAAAGUUUAAAAAGUUUGAUUCCCAGCUAUAAUAAAGUUACAUGUAUAUUUUAGGAACGUACCAAUAACCAGUGGCUUCAAUAAAAGCAAAGUAAGUUAUAUGGCAAUGCUCAUUUUCUGUUAUUUUCAACAAAGUGUAUUUCCUGUUUGUGAAAUCAGAAUCCCUAUAUGCAUCAUAUGCUUGUUUUUCUUUAACAAAGUAUUAAUCUCCUAUGAGCAAUCCAACAGUAAUAUCAGAAGGAUGACCGGAUGGUAGUGAAUCAUAAUCAUAGCAUGAAUUUGAAAUAUUAAUUAUGGUUCGAUAUUUUCUGAUUUUGUGCCACAUAAAUGAAGUGAAAGUAUUCUUUUUGUUUUGGAAGAUCUUGGUAAAUAAAUGCCGACUGUUCCCUUCAUUUGCAUCAUGUGAGGCCUGUUAUUUUUUAAACACUAGAGGGGGCCUUAGACUUAAACAGAAAGGACUGUUCUAAAUGUAUGUGUGCUUUGCCUUCUAGAAAGCCAUCUUUUGGCUACUGUAAUUUGACAAAUAAAAUCAUACUUA